Austrofundulus limnaeus is the source of this 629-nucleotide messenger RNA. RefSeq names its product myelin transcription factor 1-like protein. Gene Ontology annotation, molecular function: zinc ion binding. Gene Ontology annotation, biological process: regulation of DNA-templated transcription. The record is from RefSeq and is a predicted model, not a curated record. Gene Ontology annotation, cellular component: nucleus. Lineage: Eukaryota; Metazoa; Chordata; Actinopteri; Cyprinodontiformes; Rivulidae.
UAUCACUGAGUCAAACCAGCAGAACUUGUGCGUAGGGUGAGUUUAUUGGAGCUGCCUGCUGACACACAGAGAUAUGAGAAAUAAUAUAAUAAAUCCAGUCACUGGUCUGUAUCACCUCGUAACUAAAUAAAUAAAGAAAUGGGAAUUAAAUUAAAAACGUUUAACACUGUCAUUGACUGGCCACACCUGCUGAGCUGCUUCCUUACAGUCAAACUUACUGAAGACAAUACAAACUUUAAAGUCUGGUUAUAUUUAUGGAUAAUAAUGUGUUAUGUUCUGUUUGGUUCUAUAGAGGUGGACCAGAACCAACUCACAAGAGGACAAGCCUCACAGACAAAGUAUCAAAAUAUCUCUACUUAUCAAUCUAUCUGCCUGUCUCUCUCUUUUCUUGUCUCUCUGUAAUCUUAGUGUGUCAGAUUCUGUCUUCCUGUCUGUCUGACACUGUCGAAUUCUUUUAUUAUUGUUUUCUGUUUGUCUCUGUCUUCCUGUCUUCUGUCUGUCCUUCAGUUGCUGGAUGUCCAUCUCUGUUGGUGUGUCUGUUUAUCCACUUGUCUCUAAUUCUAAACCUUGUUCACAGAUGAGUCAGGACACAGAGACACGAACAAGAACUCGCUCUAAAGCUGUUCGAG